AUGGCGGCCAGGGACCGCUUCGGUGCCUACGCUGAACCGGGCUUGUCACCGUUGCAGCGGGCAAUCCGAAAUGCCUGCGACCCCCAAAACUACGAACCCAACUUGGCUCUCAACCUCGAAGUUGCCGACUUGAUCAACAACAAGAAAGGCAAUGCGCCUCGUGAAUCGGCAUUCGAAAUCGUUCAUCUGAUCAACUCCCGGAACCAGAAUGUUGCGUUGUUGGCGUUGGCGCUACUCGAUAUCGCCGUCAAGAACUGCGGCUACCCCUUCCAUCUCCAGAUCGGCACAAAAGAAUUCUUGAAUGAAUUGGUCCGCAGGUUCCCCGAGCGGCCGCCCAUGCGGCCCUCGAGGGUGCAGCACCGUAUCCUGGAGUCUAUCGAGGAGUGGCGGCAAACCAUUUGCCAGACAUCGCGGUAUAAAGAAGAUCUAGGGUUUAUCCGGGAUAUGCACCGACUUCUGCUUUACAAGGGUUACAUGUUCCCGGAGGUCCGCCGCGAGGACGCCGCGGUCUUGAAUCCGAGCGAUAACCUUCGUUCCGCUGAUGAGAUGGAAGAAGAGGAGAAGGAGGCACAGUCUGCCAAGCUCCAAGAGCUGAUUCGGAGAGGCACGCCCGCCGAUUUGCAGGAGGCUAACAGACUUAUGAAGGUUAUGGCUGGGUUUGACAAUCGGCAUAAGACCGACUACCGCGCGAAGGCCGCCGAGGAGGUUGUGAAGGUUCAGCAAAAGGCUAAGAUCUUGGAAGAGAUGCUACAGAACCAGCAGCCUGGGGAGGCUCUCCCAGAAGGCGAUGUUUUCGAAGAACUUGCAGGUGCACUUCAAAGUGCUCACCCCAAGAUCCAAAAGAUGUGCGAGGAAGAGUCAGAUGAUCCGGAGGCAGUCAAUAAGCUGCUGGAGAUCAAUGAUAGCAUACACCGUACAAUUGAGCGGUAUAAGCUGGUCAAGAAGGGUGAUUUGGAUGCCGCGUCGCGGAUCCCCAAGGGUACACUUGGUACGACGACUGGUGUUUCCACCAAUGCCAAUAACGAGCUGUCGUUGAUCGACUUCGACCCGGAGCCUCAGCCCGAUGCCAACGGUAACGAGGCCGCACCCGCCCAGGGCGGCAAUUCAUUGGAAAAUGACCUGCUUGGACUUUCGCUCGGCGAACAAGGCCCCCCUCAAGGUGGUGGUAUUGCUCUCGGUUCCAACAACUUUGCAUCCAUGUCGACCAGCUCAACACCACCAGCUCAAAAGACACCAGCUGCAUUCAAACCUUCUUAUGAUAUCCUCGCUUCUUUGAAUAGUUCGCGACCUGCCUCUCAAUCCCCUACUCCCGUUAUGGGCGCACCACCCCCAGCCCAGUCCACGGCCACCCCGCCGCCCACCGAUCCCUUUGCGUCGCUAGUCUCUGCCAGCCCGAGGGCAUCUUCCAGUCCCUUCCAGCCACCGCAGAGCCGGCCCGCUCCCUCAUCUUCCUCGCUGCUUGAUCUCGCCGGUCCCCCGGCUCCAGUCCCGCAAGCGCAGGCCGCUCCAGCCGAGGAUGACGAGUGGGACUUUGCCUCGUCGUUACCGGCUAGCAAUGCUCUCCCGUCGACUAACAAGAUCCAAGUUCUGAACUCCCAGCUGCGUGUCGACUUUGCUGCGCGUCGCGUGCCCAACCAGCCUCGCCAGAUCCACGUCGUGGCCAUCUUCUCCAACAACACCACCCAACCCAUCGGAGAGCUCCACUUCCAAGUCGCUGUGGAGAAAUCUUAUACACUGCAACUUCGCCCACAGUCUGGUCGAGACGUUGCACCGCAGCAGCAGAACGGUGUCCAGCAAGAAAUGCUUAUGGACGGCAUCGACGUAGGAAAGGGCAACUCGGUGAAAAUCCGGUUCAAGGUCUCCUACAAACUCGGCAGCGAAGCCCGCGAGGAACAGGGCAUGGUCCCACCCCUCGGGAUUGCUUAG
This is a messenger RNA of Penicillium olsonii, 1926 nucleotides long. The record is from the annotation of a GenBank genome assembly. NCBI's taxonomy places the organism in Eukaryota, Fungi, Ascomycota, Eurotiomycetes, Eurotiales, Aspergillaceae.